AUGAACGUCACUCAGGUGUUGGAGAGCACCCUCUCGCCAGAUGCGGCGACUCGUAGCAAUGCCGAAACGCAGUUGGCCCACGCGGCGGAGGUUGACUUCGCCCAGUACCUCGUCACCCUCGCCCAGGAACUGGCAAACGAAAACUCCGCCUCCCACAUCCGUACCGCCGCCGGUAUCGCUUUGAAGAACGCAUUCACUUUCAGAGACCUCGCAAAGCUCCAAGAGGUCCAAACAAAAUGGCUAAAGCAAAUUACCCCAGAAAUUAAGGCGCAGGUCAAGGAGCUUGGCCUCAAGACGCUUAACUCGAAAGACACCCGGGCCGGCCAGUCCGCCGCCCAGUUCAUCGUUUCCAUCGCCGCUAUUGAACUUCCACGGAAUGAGUGGCCGGAGCUGAUGAACAUCCUGGUUCAGAAUGUCGCGUCCGGUUCCGAUCAACUGAAGCAGGCCUCGCUGGUCACGAUCGGUUUCAUCUGCGAGUCCCAAGAUGCCGAGCUUCGGGAGAGCUUGGCUGCACACUCCAACGCUAUUUUGACCGCCGUGGUCCAGGGUGCUCGGCGCGAAGAGCAGAACAUGGACAUUCGAUUCGCCGCCAUCAAGGCUCUCAGUGACUCCGUUGACUUCGUGCGGUCGAACAUGGAGAACGAGGGUGAGCGCAACUACAUCAUGCAGGUCGUAUGUGAGGCAACGCAGGCCGAUGAUCUCCGCGUCCAGGCGGGCGCAUUCGGUUGCUUGAACCGCAUCAUGGGCGCGUACUACGAUAAGAUGCGCUUCUACAUGGAGAAGGCUUUGUUUGGCUUGAGUAUCAUGGGUAUGAAGAGCGAGGAGGAGGAUGUUUCCAAGCUUGCUAUCGAAUUCUGGUGCACAGUCUGUGAGGAGGAAUAUGCUAUUGAAGAUGAUAACGCGGCGGCACAAGCUGAGGGUCUCCCCGAGGUCCGCCCCUUCUUCAGUUUUGCCCGUGUCGCUUGUAGAGAAGUCGUCCCCGUCCUUCUGCAGUCCAUGUGCAGACAGGAUGAGGAUGCUACCGAGGAUGAGUACAACGUCUCUCGCGCCGCUUACCAGGCCCUGCAGCUCUACGCUCAGUGUGUUCAGGGUGAGGUCAUCCAGCCCGUUUUGACUUUCGUCGAAGAGAACAUCCGUCACCAGGAUUGGCGCCGUCGGGAUGCUGCUGUCGCGGCUUUCGGCGCCAUCAUGGAUGGUCCGGACCCCAAGGUCCUGGAGCCUCUUAUCAAGCAGGCCCUGAGCGUCCUUGUCGGUAUGAUGCAAGACGAUUCCAUUCAGGUCCGUGAUUCGGUCGCCUACGCUCUUGGCCGUGUCUGUGACUUCUGCUCCGAAACCCUCGACCCUGACGUGCAUCUCCAACCUUUGAUCACUUGCCUAUUCAACGGCUUGGCAAGCUCUCCUAAGAUUGCCAGCUCCUGCUGCUGGGCCUUGAUGAACGUUGCCGAUCGUUUUGCCGGCGACAUCGGUGCCCAGACCAACCCCCUGUCGAGGCACUUUGAGGAGAGUGUCAAAUCUCUUCUUGCUCUUACUGAAAGACAAGAUGCAGACAACCAGCUCCGUACUGCUGGAUACGAGGUUCUCAACUCCUUCGUCACCAACGCUGCCAAUGACAGCCUUCCCUUGGUCGGAAACCUCUCCAAUGUCAUGCUUCAGCGUCUGGAGCACACGAUCCCUAUGCAGCAGCAAGUGGUCAGUGUGGAAGACCGCAUCACUCUGGAAGAGAUGCAGACCAGUGUCACUAGCGUGGUUCUCGCCAUCGUUCAACGCCUUGAGACCGAGAUCAAGCCCCAGGCUGAUCGUAUCAUGCAGGUGAUGCUUCAGGUUCUGGCCACUGUUCCCCCCAAGUCUAGUGUCCCUGAUGUUGUGUUCGCCACUGUCGGUGCCAUUGCGGGUGCUCUGGAGGAGGACUUCAUGAAGUACAUGGAGAACUUCGCCCCCUUCCUGUACAAAGCCCUUGAGAACCAAGAGGAGCCGGGUCUUUGCGCUAUGGCCAUCGGCCUGGUCAGCGAUAUCUCGCGCGCCGUGAACGAGCGGGUGCAGCCUUACUGCGACUCCUUCAUGAACGCCCUGCUCACCAUUCUGAGGACCUCGACCAACCAGCUGAAGCCUGCUAUUCUCGAGACCUUUGGAGAUAUUGCCCAGGCGAUUGGAACCCACUUCGGAACCUACCUGUCCGUUGUCGCGUCAGUCCUCCAGCAGGCUUCGAUGGUGACCACCAGCAACGAUGUGAACUCGGACAUGCAAGAAUACAUUGUGUCGCUGCGUGAGGGUAUCAUGGAUGCUUGGGGUGGUAUUCUCCUGUCCUACAAGGGCACGCCUCAUGUGGACCAACUGCAUCCUUUCGUGGAUCAGAUCUUCCAGAUUCUGCACAGCAUCUCUCAGGAUUUCAACCGUAGCGAGGGUCUGAUGAGGGCCACUAUGGGUGUUCUUGGCGACCUUGCGGAUGCCUUCCCCAACGGUGAAUUCGCUGCCUACUUCCGCAACGACUGGGUCACCGGUCUGGUCCGGGAGACGAGAACGAACCGGGAGUACAGCCCUCGUACCGUCGACACCGCCCGGUGGACCCGUGAGCAGGUCAAGCGUCAGAUCGCCAUGUCCACUGCUGCUGCUAUGGCGUAA
This is a messenger RNA of Aspergillus sclerotioniger CBS 115572, 2619 nucleotides long. Its product is annotated as karyopherin beta. The transcript is spliced from 8 exons. Gene Ontology annotation, molecular function: small GTPase binding; nuclear import signal receptor activity. Gene Ontology annotation, biological process: protein import into nucleus. The record is from RefSeq and is a predicted model, not a curated record. Gene Ontology annotation, cellular component: cytoplasm; nucleus. NCBI's taxonomy places the organism in Eukaryota, Fungi, Ascomycota, Eurotiomycetes, Eurotiales, Aspergillaceae. The coding region runs from base 1 to 2619 and encodes 872 amino acids.